AUGAGAAGCCGAAGCGACGCAGUUCCGCAGCUGGUUGGCAACGAAUCCAACCUUGGAAAACCACCCGCGCAAAGGAAAUCAAGGCAACGUCCAAACAAGCCAAUCUCAGCCGAGAGGCGUAUGCAAAACUGCAGAGCUCAGAGGGCGUAUCGUCAACGGAAACGAGAUAAAUUGAAAGAGCUGGAAGCCAAAGUUGCCUCCUUGGAGCCCGGGUACAAUAAGCCUGAGUCAGUUCCUAACAGGACUGCAGGGACGCCUCCAACGACUGCGGAUCCCUUGCGGAUAGAAAGCUCGCCAUCUUUGCAGACACUUGCUUUGACGUCUACUGCUAUCGAUUCGUCGCAGUCUUACAGCUUGAACGCUUGGGACUACAAUACCAACGUUUGGCUAGAUGAUCCAGCAACCAGUUCGCUCAAUGUUGAAAUGAUGACCUUACCUCAGAUCAGUUCCGACGAGGGCCUGCCAACAGUCUUAGAGAACAAUCCAACAGAAAGCUUCUCUGAUAUGCUUCAUAAUACUGAUACAAGAGAGUUGUCGAGCAUGGUCACACUGGACGCAUCAACAUCAACUACGGCUGGGUUUUCCGAUAAUACUGCUACUGCAACGUCGUCAUCCUCUCUCCUUUCUGUCAAUACAUCAGCAUCUAUGUAUUCGGCCUCAAGAUCGCAUACUUGCAAAGACAUACACAUCCAUCGGCCCAGUGGCAAAGCGCUCAUCAGAAACCCACAGCUCAUCCGCAAGUGGUUUCAAACUCUUCCCCAGUCUACGCGACGUCUCCUCGCUCAACUGGCCAAAGACGGCGAUUUCAGUUUUGUAGAUGUGAUAUCAUCUCUACUACUGGCUGAGACGAACUCAAACAAUAUCGAAGACCAAAUUCUUCAAGGCAGUGACCCAGAUAAGACGGAAGCACGACUAUCGGAGAUGAGAUUCGCCAUAUCGCCCGCGACAUCUUAUUCACCCUACCGCAAUGCACUUCGAAUCGCGAGAUUCUCUUAUUUCGCAGCUCUGUUUACUAAUUUUAGCUCGCUUGGAUUUGACUUUGGCCUUUUUCUUGACGAGCACAGUCUAUCUCCUUUCUGCGCCAACAGCCCAGCUGAAGACGCCAAUACUUCUACAGCGACGCAAGAUGAAAAUAUUCCCUUUAGCUUACGCCCAAUUUCGUCUCAGUAUACUAUAUCACAUCACCCCUACAUUGAUGCAUUGCCAUUUCCCACCUUCCGGCGGCGUGCCUUGGCCGCUCUGGCGGCGGAUCCUCCUCUGUUGGACGAGGAUGAUCUGUGUCUGGAUCUCAUGUUGCAUGAUGGGCUUGUGUGCUGGGGCUCCGCCGGCCAGAAUGGUAUGGAUUACGGCACGCCGUGGGAUAGCCACAGCUGGGAAGCAAAAGAGUGGUUUUUGCGGAAAUGGAAGUGGCUUGUUGGUGGACAAGAUGGUGAACUGUGGCAUAGCUCGCGGUGGUGGGCGGCACAACGGGGAGAGUACAUAUCUAUGAGAGAUUAA
Molecule: messenger RNA, 1497 nt
Organism: Trichoderma aggressivum f. europaeum
Lineage: Eukaryota; Fungi; Ascomycota; Sordariomycetes; Hypocreales; Hypocreaceae
Exons: 1
Coding region: 1-1497 (498 amino acids)
Biological process (GO): regulation of DNA-templated transcription
Molecular function (GO): DNA-binding transcription factor activity
Source: RefSeq, a predicted model, not a curated record